Phytophthora nicotianae INRA-310 is the source of this 1447-nucleotide messenger RNA. RefSeq lists its product as hypothetical. NCBI's taxonomy places the organism in Eukaryota, Oomycota, Peronosporomycetes, Peronosporales, Peronosporaceae. The coding region runs from base 47 to 958 and encodes 303 amino acids. Gene Ontology annotation, molecular function: protein binding. The transcript is spliced from 8 exons. The record is from RefSeq and is a predicted model, not a curated record. Gene Ontology annotation, cellular component: Cdc73/Paf1 complex.
AGUACGAUUCAGACUGGGAAUUGCAAUUGCGAUUAUUGCUGGAGCCAUGGCGGCGAGAGCGAACUACCGGGCAUCAGUCCAGUUCCCGAACGCUCACAGCGACGGCAUCUGGAGCACAUUUUGGACGUCCAAUGACAAGAUUUUGACUGGAUCCGUGGACGAAGUCGCCAAGUCUUGGGACGUGACGGAGGAUGCCGUGUCCAUCUCGCAGCAAUACCCAGGCCACGUCCUGGGCACGAUCUCCAUCGUGGGCAAUAAGGCUGGAACACACGCCGUCACCAGUUCGUUGGACUGCCAAAUCCGCGUCCUUAAUCUCACGUCUGGCGCCGUGGAGAAGACUAUCGAUGCUGGACCUGGCGAACUCUGGCAAGUGGCCUAUAGCCCCGACGAAACGAAGCUCGUGUCGGGCAGCCAGCAGGGCAAGAUCAACUUCUUUGAUAUCAAGGCGGAGAAGAUCGUGCAGGAAAUUUCGACGCAGGCUAAAUUUGUGCUCAGCGUUGCCUACUCCCCAGAUGGCAAACACGUUGCGUGCGGCGGAUUCGAUGGCUUUGUCGGCGUGUAUGACGUCGAGACUGGCUCGCUGGUCCACAAAUACGAAGACCGCACGAAGCCUGUACGCUCUGUGGCGUACUCGUCCGAUGGGAAGCUGUUCGCUGCAUCCGAUGACAUGCACGUGAAUGUCUACGAUGUGACUCACGACAAUGCCGUUGCCACUCUGUCUGGUCACGUCUCAUGGGUGUUGAGCGUUGCCUGUUCUCCUGAUGGCACGCAGUUCGCUACUGGUGGUGCUGACCGCCGCGUGAAGAUUUGGGACAUCGGCACACGACGCUGCUUGACUACUUUCGAUACGCACACAGACCAGGUAUGGAGUGUUGCGUACAACUCGACAGGAACGCGGCUAGUAUCGGGCGGUGAUGAUGCGCUACUGCAAGUGUACGAGACUGCUACAUCCACCUAAAGUCUCCUCCAUUACAUUUUGGAGGGCUUGACGGUGGAAUGUGCCUUUGAUCUGGUAGAAUGGACCUUCAAUUGGAUGACUGGGACUCGGUAUUGUGUGAUAUAGAGUCAAUGGAUUCUGGUUCUUGGGAUAGCCAUGAUAGACUCAGUAUGUCUGCGAGGGUGAUUCUUUCCUUUGGAUUCUUGUCGAGCAUUCUAGAAGUGAGAGAUUGUAGUCGUGGUGACACGUGCUGCCAUAUUUUCUCCUCGAAACUAAUAUCACCGAUCAUAUUGCGCGCCAGGAGUUGGUAGGGAUCUGCACCUGAAAAUGGUAUUGAACCAGAUAGCAUGUGAUACAAAACGAUCCCAGCACCGUAGACGUCAGCCUCCGGUCCGCAAUAACCAUCGAAACGUUCGGGAGCCAUGCAGCCAUAAGUUCCAGCAUUUAUCAUUUUUUCGCCAACGUCGCAGUUGUCAAUAUUCGCGCCGCUACCGAAAUCCACAAGCUUUA